This is a messenger RNA of Plasmodium fragile, 1434 nucleotides long. RefSeq lists its product as uncharacterized. The transcript has a single exon. Bases 1 to 1434 code for a protein of 477 amino acids. The record is from RefSeq and is a predicted model, not a curated record. NCBI's taxonomy places the organism in Eukaryota, Apicomplexa, Aconoidasida, Haemosporida, Plasmodiidae.
AUGAGGACAAAUACGCAAAUAAUAAUUUUCUUCCUGUUGGGAUUGCUUAGCUGUACGUGCGGAGCUGACGGAAUCAGCAGCCCACACAGAAGUAAUGAGAACGCGGUAAAUGGCAACAACGGAAAUAAAGGCAACGGAAAUGGAAGCGAUGUACCAGCGUUCACUGGAGGAAAUAACAAUAACGUGAACGACAACAAUAAUGACAACAAUUCUAAAAAGAAUGGAAAGGACGCAUCAAAUAAAAAUGAUAAGAAGAACGAUAAUGGCAGCGGCUCAGAUGAGAAGAACUCUGUAGAUAAUGCUGACAAUGGUAGCGGCAAAUCUGAUGCGAAUGGCAACCAGAAUGAUGAAGGUAGUAAUAAAAUGAAUGAAGCAUCUUUAAAGAAAAUCCUUAGAAUUGUUGAUGAAAUGGAAAAUGUUCAAGUACUUCUCGAUGGAGAUUACAACAUGUUGGAUAAGUACAGUGUCAAAUUAGUUGACGAAGAUGAUGGAGAAACUAGUAAAAGAAAGAUCAUUGGAGAAUAUGAUUUGAAGAUGUUAAAAAAUAUAUUAUUGUUCAGAGAAAAAAUUUCCCGAGUUUGUGAAAAUAAAUACAUUACAAAUUUACCAGAACUCCAAAAAAAAUGCUCCAAUGUGGAUGACCCCAAAUUAAGUAAAUCCAGACAGAAAAUUAAAAAAGGAUUAGCAAAAAAUAAUACGAGUAUUGAAGAAUUUGUCUUAGAGAUGUUAGAGAAUUUAUUUGAUAGAAUUAAUGAACAUUUUAUUAAAGACGACUCAUUUGAUUUAAAUGAUUAUUUAGAUGAUUUCGAACUCAUUAAUUAUAUAAUUAUUCACGAAACAUCCGAAUUGGUUGAUGCACUAUUGAACGCAUUAAAGUCCCUGAAUUUCAAAUUGGAGUCCGCAUCUUUGGAUAAAAUGGUUAAAUUUGCACAAUCAGGAAUGAACUUAAAUUGCAAGAUGAAGGAAGACAUAAUUCAGUUACUUAAGAAAUCUUCUGCCAAAUUCUUUAAAAUCGAAAUUAACCGAAAGACCAAGAUGGUAUACCCAGUACAAGUUGAACACAAAGGUGGCAACAUGAAACAAUUCGCCCUUAACUUCCUUCAGAAAAAUAAUGUCUGUGAACAUAAAAAGUGCCCAUUAAACUCCAACUGCUAUGUCAUUGAUGGAGAGGAAGUCUGCAGAUGUUUACCAGGAUUUAGCGACGUCAAAAUUGAUAAUGUUAUGAACUGUGUUAGGGAUGAUACCCUUGACUGUAGCAACAACAACGGUGGUUGUGAUGUGAACGCAACCUGUACUCUUGUAGACAAAAAAAUUGUGUGUGAGUGUAAGGACCACUUUCAAGGAGAUGGAAUAUACUGCUCCUACGGCAUUUUUAACUCCAUCAACAAUUUCAUUUUCCUGAUCUUGUUCCUUUUGUGCUGGUACCUGUUCUAA